ACCCGGCUGGCAAUGGCCUGAGCCGAUCCCUUAGGAGAUCCAGCGCUCCUGCCCUGCCUGCCCGACCAGCCCUGCCUCCUCGCCACCCCGCUCCCUUUUCGCCUGCACAAUGCCAGCUCUGCGGCGUAGCCCCUUCCUACACUAGGGGGGCUCUGCUGAGGAUGUGAGCCGGCGGGCAGGGAGAGCCAUUGUGGGGAAGAGGAGCCAGCCAGAGGAGGCCGAGCGAGGCUAUGAGGUGUGGGCGACCGGAGAAGGCUCCUCGCUGAACCAUGAUGAAGACGGAGCCCCACGCCGCCAGCCCCGGCAACAGCAGUAGCGGCAGCCUGAGAAGCGCCUCUCCCCACAGGAACGCCUACGAAGCGGGGAUCCAGGCCCUCCGAGCCACAAAGGAUGCCCUUGGGGCCGCCGAGAGCGAAGAAGCCAAGAAGGCCAGGAACAAGAAGUAUGGCUCCAACGUGCACCGGAUCAAGAACAUGUUCCUGCAGAUGGGGACCGCCCCGCCGGGCGAGGGCACCUGCGACCUGGCCAAGGUGAAGGAGAAGCCCGUCCGGCUUUCCUUGCCCAGGGCCAGCAGCCUGAACGAGAACGUGGACCACAGCGCGCUGCUGAAGCUGGGGACCAGCGUGUCGGAGAGGGUGAGCCGCUUCGACUCCAAGCCCGACAAGCCGGUCUCCAAGCUCCAGGAGACCCGGAAGAUCUUCGAGCGGAGCCUUCAGGAGAAGGAGACCACCAACAAGCUCCUGCUGAGGAAGGAGAGGGCCGGCUUCCAGGACAGGAAGCUGGAUGUGGUGGUGAGGUUCAACGGCAGCACGGAGUCCCUGGACAAGCUGGACACGGAGGCCGUGUCGCCCACCGUCAGCCAGCUCAGUGCCGUCUUCGAGAAGGCCGACCUGAGGAACAACCUGCACAAAACCCCCAGCAAAGUUGGGCCCCUCAACUCCAAGAUCGUCAGCAAGAGGUCCCGGGUCUUCCUCCAGGGUCCGGAAGGGGGCAAGGCGGAAGCCAGGGGGGGCGACGGGCCGGCUCCCCAACUGAGAGGCGACAAGGCCCAACCCAAACCGGUCGCGCCCAGGCCGGGCGAGAAGGACGCCAUGGGCCCACGGGCCCAGAGCGUCCAGGAGGUGCGGAAGAUUAAGCCGGUGGAGGUGGAGGAGAGCGGGGAUUCGGAGCAGGAGUUCGAGGCCGCCGAGCAGGCGGAGGAGAGGGCGGCCGAGCAGGACAAGAGCAAGAGCUUGGCGUCUGGGCCCGAGAGGGCCGAGAUGAUCCAGGCCGAGGUGACGGUGCAUGCGGCCUUGGAGAACGGCGGCCUGGCUGCGGAGAAACAUGGGCAGGCCCCGGAAGUGGACGCCUACCCCGAGGAGGAGGGCAAGGCCGAGGGGCAGGAGGAGGCCGACCUGGGCGAUGAGUCCAAGAAGGAGGACUUCUCGGAGGCCGACCUGGUGGACAUCAGUGCAUACAGUGGGCUGGGGGAGGACUCGGGGGGGAGCGGGCUGGACGAGGACGAGGAGGCCGACGGGCUGUACGAGCCCGAGUCGAGCUGCGUGGAGAUCCCCGGGCUGUCGGAGGAGGAGGAGCUGGCUUCCAACCGCAAGAUCCAGUUCAGCACGGCUCCCAUCCAGGUGUUCAGCACCUAUUCCAACGAGGACUACGACCGCCGGAACGAGGAUGUGGACCCCAUGGCUGCCUCGGCCGAGUACGAGCUGGAGAAGCGGGUGGAGAGGCUAGACCUCUUCCCGGUGGAGCUGGAGAAAGACUCCGAGGGGCUGGGCAUCAGUAUUAUCGGGAUGGGCGCCGGAGCGGACAUGGGCCUGGAGAAGCUCGGCAUCUUUGUCAAGACGGUGACGGAAGGGGGAGCGGCUCACCGGGAUGGCAGGAUCCAGGUGAAUGACCUCAUCGUGGAGGUGGACGGUACCAGCCUGGUGGGCGUGACCCAGAGCUUCGCGGCCUCCGUGCUGAGGAACACCAAGGGUAGAGUCCGGUUCCUGAUCGGGCGGGAGAAGCCGGGCGAGCAAAGCGAGGUAGCUCAGCUGAUCCAGCAGACGCUGGAGCAGGAGCGGUGGCAGCGGGAGAUGAUGGAGCAGAGAUACACCCAGUACACGGAAGAGGAUGAAGAAACGGGCGAAUAUGCCACGGACGAGGACGAGGAGAUGAGCCCCAUGUUCCCCAGCAGCGAGAUGGCCAUCGAGGUCUUCGAACUGGCUGAGAAUGAGGACAUGCUGUCCCCUGUCGAGAUGGACCCCGAGAAGCUGGUGCACAAGUUUAAGGAGCUCCAGAUCAAACACGCCGUCACCGAGGCCGAGAUCCAGCAGCUGAAGAGGAAGCUGCAGUCCAUUGAGCAGGAGAAGGCUCGCUGGCGAGCCGAGAAGGCCCAGCUGGAGCAGAGCGUGGAGGAAAACAAGGAGAGGAUGGAGAAGCUGGAGGGUUAUUGGAUGGAGGCUCAGAACCUGUGCCAGGCGGUGGAUGAGCACCUGAAAGAGACUCAAGCCCAGUACCAGACCCUGGAACGGAAAUACAGCAAGGCCAAGCGGCUCAUCAAAGAGUAUCAGCAGAAGGAGAUCGAGUUCCUCAAGAAGGAGACGACCCAGAGGCGCGUGCUGGAGGAGUCGGAGCUGGCCCACAAGGAGGAAAUCGACAAGCUCCAGGAGAAGAUCUCCGAACUGGAGGGGAAGCUAGGGGAGGGGGCGGGGGGGGGGAGAGAAAGGGGCGUGGGAGGGGGGAGCCAGAAGAGAUGCCUCUGGAGCCCAGCAUGGACGCAAUCGGACGCGGCUAAGGAUGCCAGGGUGCCGUCGAGCUGCCCUGCCAUGUCGUCCUCCAAACGCCGAGACGCGGACGAGGUUUUCGAUUUUAAUGAUGUGAUUCCAGAGACCCAGAGACUGGACAGCAGUUUGCAGAAGGCCCGAGCCCAGCUGUCGGCCAAGGGCAGGCGGCACCGCCCGUCCCGGUCCCGCUUGAGAGACAGCGUCAGCUCGGCGGAAGGGGACGAGAGCCUGGAGAGGAAGGUGGCCGAUAAAUAUGGCAGCCCGCGGCACCGUCUGAGAUCCCCGCUGCACGCCACCCUGCAGGUCUCCUCUCCCCUCUCCGGCUCCUCCCCCUUCCUCCGCGCCACCGAGUUCUCCUUCGACGCCUCCGUGGUCAGGAGGUCGCUGGAGGAGGACGAGCAGCCUUCGUCCCCGCUGAUCCGCUACCGGCCCCUGACCAACGCUUCCUCCCAAGAGGCCUUGGGAUGCACCCCCACCGGCUCGCCCCCCAAGUCCUGCCACAGCUCGGACAGCUCGCCCAUCUACACCCGGAGGGACCGCCGGGCCGAGCGGCACAGCGAAGAUGACACAAGCCCGUCAGAGCCCGCCAGCCCCACCAUCGGGCUUGACAAGAAGACCCGGAGGAAGUUCCUGGAUUUGGGGGUGACCCUGAGACGAGCCUCUUCCAGCAAAAGCAGGAAAGAGAAGGGGAGCAACCGGUUGUCCAUGGGGAGCAGGGAGCUGGCGGAGGGCUGCAGCCGCUCGUCCGUGUCCCCGUUCAUGCCCUUCUCCUGGUUCAUGGACAGUGGGAAGGGCUCGGCCUCGUCCGGCAGCACCGUCUCCCCGACCCGCUCGCCCAAGAGGGAGGGCUUAAGCCCCAAGAAAUCUGCCUCCCAGGACUCCACCUUGAGCGACGACUCCACCCCACCCAGCAGCAGCCCCAAGACGCUGAGCAGCGGCGCCAGCGAGACGAAAUGCUCCUACCCCUACCACACGCUGUCCCAGUCCUCCGACGAGUUCCUGGACGAGCCCCUCAGCGCCGCCACCAGCUGGAGCAGCCAGCAAGUGGGCCAGUGGCUGGAGAGCCUGAACCUGGAGCAGUACGUGGGCGAGUUCGCAGCCCGCGAGGUGGACGGCCAGCAACUGCUGCAGCUGGAUGGAGCCAAGCUGAAGGCCCUCGGCGUCAGCAGCUCCACCGACCGGGCCCUGCUGAAGCGCAAGCUGAAGGACCUGAGCGUGGCGGUGGAGAAGGAGCGGAAAGCCCAGGAGAAGGUGGAGAAGCAGAGGGAGAAGCAGAAGCAGAAGAAGAAAGAGCAGGAGCCGCAGCGGAGGAGUUAGGGAGGGCGAGUUGGCACACGGCUCCCGGCGCGGGGAGGGACGGAAGGAGACCGCCCCCGCCCAGGCGAGGGGGAAUCGGGCGCACGGACCGGGAGAGACACCGGACCCCACAGGGGAUCAGCCCAGGUGCCAGGCUUUGGCUUGGGGCGGCACCGCCACGGAGCCCGGACCUUCCAGCCGCCUCCUGGCCCCAGUAGACAAGCAAACCCCUCCCUCACGCUGCCCAUCCACUCCGCCACGCACGGGGCUCCUGGCACGGCUGGACCCGGCCCCACAGCUGGCUAGCGGUUGGCACCCGCCCGUGGGUUGCAGCUGGCGCGGCUUCCCCCUCCCGGCUUCCCUGCUGACCUCCGUCUGCUGCCGAUCGGUUCCAGUCACCAAGGCGCCUUCCUGCUCCAUGCUGAUCAGUUGUCCUACCUCACCGGCCCCCCGUUUCCCUUAGCCCAUGGGCACCACUGCUGCUCCCCACUCCCUCCUGAAAAUGACGGCUCGGCCCCGAUGGGCCCGCAGGACGAAGAUAGUGCAUGGCGUUACCCCUCCCCCACCCACGAGCGAUCCCGGGUUGCGCUCGGGGUCCCCGGGCCCCCUCCAGGGGCCAGGAUCGACACAGCCCGGACGAGCAGGGCCCGGCCAAUUUAUUCCGAGAGCACAGACACCGACCCAGGGAGAAACCACGAAGGAAAUA
Messenger RNA from Terrapene triunguis (Three-toed box turtle), 4761 nucleotides. RefSeq names its product protein phosphatase 1 regulatory subunit 9B (gene PPP1R9B). Gene Ontology annotation, molecular function: actin filament binding. Gene Ontology annotation, biological process: calcium-mediated signaling; actin filament organization; neuron projection development. The record is from RefSeq and is a predicted model, not a curated record. NCBI's taxonomy places the organism in Eukaryota, Metazoa, Chordata, Testudines, Emydidae. Gene Ontology annotation, cellular component: actin cytoskeleton; dendrite; cytoplasm. The coding region runs from base 270 to 4076 and encodes 1268 amino acids. The transcript is spliced from 20 exons.